GUACAUGCAAGACCAUGCAAGGCAGGCGCUAAAUUUUUUUCUUAAAUAGCCCAAAUUUUUAUGUUUUUUUAUGAGCUCAAAACAGAGUUGAUUAUUUAUCGGUUAGAGCAGGAUCAAUAUUAUUUUUCAGUGAAGGAAAUAAUAUUGCUUUUUGCAAAUACACAUCGCAGUAUCAACGCUACUAUUUUGUUAGCAACCACAAUAAUUUAUUACAACCAGAGACAGCCGAAAUAUUUUUUGGGAUCAAACCACGAAGGCAAUUAUCCACCAACGAACAAUCGUCAGUUAGUGCGAAAUCACCAACAAAACCAAAGAAUAAAGUGAACAAUGAAAGGAAGAUUGAAAAUAAGAUUCUCAACCUAUCAUCGCGUGAACUUUCGAUCGAUGAAAUAUCAUUACUGAAGAAAGGGUUAACAUUUACACCAACGCCAUCUGCAAACAAAAAGAAACUUAAGAACGAUGUUCAAGAAUUUGGAAGAAAAUUACGUUUGAUGGAGUAUAACAAUGAUAACCAGCAAAAAAUAUCGGACAACUCUAUUGUGAAAAACAAGUAAAAUUUUGUACCUCCAAAACCACAAGAUAAAUAUCUGGACACGUUCCUUAAUGCACUAUCUGACUAUCCUGAAAAUACACCAACAACAAACCACAAAAACAAUUUAAUUAAGUAAAGGCGAAAGAACGGCACUUGAAAAACUUAUAAACGAUAACAACAUUAUUAUAAAAGAAGCAGAUAAAGCUGGCGCAACAGUAGUGAUGGAUAAAAGAUACUAUAAAGAUAAAAUAGAUGAACUACUAUAGAAAACGGUAAUCAGGAUGAGACCAUGAAGAAAAUCAAAAAACAUUUGGAAAAAUUUCAACAGGAAACAACCAAAACUGAAAAGAAAUAUAUACACAAAUUUGCAUCAAAGACCUCCAAUUUCUACGGACUUCCGAAGAUCCAUAUGUGUGAAUUGAUUACUAGAGCAAUAACGGAACAGAAGAGAGAAUACGUUAAACUUCCUGCACCAGCCAGUUUGAAAUUCCGACCAAUUGUAGCUGGACCUCAAUCUCCAACGCACCGCCUAAGGCAACUUUUUGGAUAUAAUUCUCAAGCCACUUUGCCAACAUGUGCCCUGUUUCAUCAGAGAUGACAUUGAUUUUCUGAAUCACUUGCCAAAAGAAAUCCAAGAAGACACAUUACUCGUUUCAUUUUAUGUUGUAAGCCUUUAUACUAGUAUUCCGCAAGACCUUGGACUAACUGCCAUCGAAUACUGGUUAGACAACUACAUGAACAGUUUACCACGGAAAUUCUCAAACGGCUUUGUAUUUGAAUCAAUCUCAAUUAUUUUAAAAGGAAAUACAUUUAAUUUUGACGAAAAACAUUACCAACAGCUACAACGGACGGCAAUGGGAACAAAAAUGGCGCCGACCUACAGUACAUUAAUCAUGGGAUACCUGGAAACCCAAUUAUACGAAAAAUAUGGGGAAACGUUUAGAAACGAAGAUUUGGAAGAACUGAUAGGGACAUUUAAAAUAUUUUUAGACGAUUGUUCUUACUUUGGAAGCGACCAAUAGAAGAACUACAUAUUUUUCACGAAUUAUUGAAUAACCUCCACGAUAAAAUUAAAUUCACCAUGGAAAGAGACGAAAAAUAACUUCCAUUUCUGGAUGUACUAGUUUACAAAGAGGAUAAAAAGCUACACACAGAUAUAUUUUAUAAACCGACGGACACGCACCAAAAUCUAAACUUUAAUUCCUGCAAUCCAAAGCAUACUAAACGCAAUAUCCCGUGUUCGCUGGCUAGAAGGAUCUGUACCAUAGUAUCGAAAUCUGAAAUACGGGACAAAAGAAGGGAAGUACUUGAAAAUUUUCUCACGCCGCAGAACUACCCAUUGAAACUAAUCAAACAUAGUAUUAGUCAAGCGAAGUCAUUUACAACUACAGAACGUCGUCAAACCAAAACCCGUUCUAGUGAAAACUCGAAUGUCUUGCCACUGGUGAUAACACAUAUCACAGCAAUCGCUGCUCUUCAACAGAAGUACAACUUGGUGAAAGAAAACAUCAACCGAUUUACUUUUCGAUGUAACCAUGAGUAGCUUUGACGGGGCUGAGACAUGCGAGUUAGUGGGAUCUUAUCUUCUAUCACAACUAACGGCAGAGUACGGCAAUGAUAUCGGUCUGUACAGAGAUGACGGCCUCGCAGCCUUUGACAAAACACCGCGCGAAAUCGAGAUCAUUAAGAAAAACAUUUGCAAAGUUUUCAGUGACAAUAACUUGAAAAUAACCAUCGAAGCCAACAAAAAAUGCGUUGACUACCUAGACAUUACACUUGAUCUCAGAUCGUCAUCUUACAAGCCAUACAUGAAACCCAGAAAUACACCGCUAUAUAUCAACCACAACAGCAACCACCCGCCACCAAUACUACGCAGCAUACCAGAUGCUGUCAAUGAGAGGCUAUCAAACAUAUCCUCUGAUAAGCAAUCCUUCGAGUCGGCUGUGCCCCCAUAUCAGGAAGCCCUUCCAAAGAGCGGUUUUAACUAUGCCCUCAAUUACAAUCCCCAGCCACCAAAACCUAAACGCAAUAGAAACAGAAACGUGAUAUGGUUUAACCCUCCCUACAGCACCAACGUUUCCACCGACAUUGGUCACAAAUUCCUGCAAGCUAUUGAUGAAUGCUUCCCACCAAACCAUCCUCUACAUAAACUAUUCAAUAGGAACAACCUUAAGUUGAGCUACAGCUGUAUGCCCAACGUGCACAAUAUCAUCACGGCGCACAACAGAACCAUGCUCGAUCGCAAGCAGCCCGAGGCUACUAAAAAUCCCGAUAGGAAGUGCAAUUGCCGCCAGGAAGAAUCCUUCCCCUCCCCGGCAAAUGUUUAACCGAAAGCGUUGUGUACCAAGCCACAGUAACGAGAGAAGACAACCAGCAGAAAGAAACCUACGUUGGACACACAGCGGGCCCAUUUAAAGUGAGAUACUAUAACCACACAAGCUCGUUCAGGAAUCCGGAACAUAAACAUUCAACCGAAUUGAGUAAAUAUAUUUGGCAGUUGAAACAAUCCAACAUACAAUACUCUAUCCCCUGGAAAAUUUUAAAGAAAUGUAAGGCCUACUCAAACAAAACAAAACGUUGUAAAUUAUGCCUGCAUGAAAAGUUUGUUAUAAUUUUCUAUCCCAAAUUAAGCUCUUUGAACUCAAGAAACGAACUGAUAUCCGCAUGUAGGCACAGGAAAAAAUUCCUGCUCUGCAGCCAAUAGCUCAGGUUGGCGUGUGAGUGUGGCAUGAGUGUGGCAAGCUUAGUUUGCCAUACGAAACAAAUUUGUCGUGAAUAAAUGUUUUAAACGAAGUAACUCAAGUUUGUCUUUUAUACAUAUAUAUAUAUAUAUAUAUAUAUAUAUAUAUAUAUAUAUAUAUAUAUAUAUAUAUAUAUAUAUAUAUAUAUAUAUAUAUAUAUAUAUAAUGAUGUAAUGAUAUAAUGAUAUAAUGUAACCCAUGAUUGAAUUUUAAUUGAAAGCUAGAACGAUUAAAAUGUUUAUUUUCGGAGUUAUCGAUGUUUUAUAUUUUAUUAAAAUACUCAAUUGUUAACGUAAUUAUCCUGUAGAGUACUUGAUAUUUUGUGAAGUCAGACUUGUUUUAUAAACGUGGAUAAAAGAUAAUCGCAUAUCGUAUCAUGUCAUGUCAUGUCUUGCCAUGUGACGUCAUGUCACGUCACAUCAUAUCAUGUCGCAAAGUAUCGUUCUAUCGCAACUAACAUAUCAUAUCACUUAAUUCUCUUUUGUUAAUUAAAUAGAACUGGUGGAGGAAGAGUCCGAAACUGACCAAAUGACAGUCCCAGUAAUUCCGCUUCGUCAACGACGUGCUAUUGCGCAAACAUUGUCAAUAGGGAGUGGUGGGAGCGGCUGUGGCAGUGGAAGUGGCAGCGGCAGCGGCAGUGGCAGCGGCAGUGGCAGCGGCAGUGUCAAUUGCACUGUCCAGGAAGGUGAGCAUCUGAACUUUUAAAUAAAUUUUAUUUCUGAUGGAUUUACCCAAUUAACGGAGAAAUAUUUAUCUCAACUUCGUUACGGACCAAAUAGGGAAGUUUCAUAUUAAUAAUGCAAUAGGAGUAAUUGUUACUUUUUCGACCACUGACACGAAAAUGUACAUCAUUUUUAAUGCAAAUAUCCAGCAACAUUAUAUCCAGCACGUUAUAGGAUGGAUAUUUUGAUUUUAAUUUUUGGCAUAUUUAUAUUACCUAACCCGUUGGAGAAAUCACUAGCGAGGGACGCAAUUAUGUGAUACAGGACAGGAUCGAACAAAAUUUCGGGUAGAGCACAACAACUGGACUGGCAUAAUAAAAUAGCAGUCCGCAUAUAAAAUUACUACACAGGGCCUAUAUAUAUAUAUAGUUUCGCACAAUUAGGUAUAAUACAUAUAUAAUAAAAAGACAUUUAAAAUUUCCAUCUACCAGCUGUACUCACACCCAUAUCUGGCAGUCCGCCUUUUCGUCGGCUUAAUAUCCACAUUGUUUCAAUAUAGGCUACAGACGUGCAUUAAUCAUUUCGAUUUGUUAAGUUUGUUCAUUAAUCAAUCAUUUUAUUUUUUUGUUAAAUACAUUUAUCAAAACUGUUUUAAGAACAUUUCUCUAGUAACCCCCCCCCCUCCCUUCUUCAACUGAAGUUCGAACAUAACCCCUCCUUCGACGACUUUCAAAAUUUUGUGACCCCUCAUCAAAAUCAUCCACCACCCCAAAAAUAAUGACCAUUCCCUUAAAAAUAAUGUGCGCCUGAUUUACUCGCCGACAUUAAUGAUUGUAGAUGACAAUGAAUGCCUGUCAUCUCCAUGCGGAAAUAACGCAACAUGUAACAAUACAGAAGGAUCAUUUAACUGUACCUGUGACCAAGGUUUCGUAGGGAAUGGAUUAAAUUGUUCAGGUAAGAUUGCGCUAUCCUUUUUAAAGUCGCAUUCCAAUCAGUCUUCCCGAAUUAUUAAAAAAAAAUCACAUUAUUUAGAUCAGUUUAUCUGCAGAAUAAGCCUUGCUCAGUUAAGAAUUUACAUUUUCAGGUCAGUUUCGACAGUAGGACAUCAGAUCACCCUAAUCUACAAACAUAGCGACAUAUAAUCUUCAGAAAUGUCUUACCGAUUUCUCAGUUUACUUUAAUUAAUUUUAAAAAUCUGCAAGAAUCUUAUAAAAUAUUAUAAAAUCUUCUGAACUGUUUAUUGAACUUGUCCGUUCAAUUUAAUUAAUUAAUUUAAUUAUAGACCAAUUAACACAAAUUAUGUGCUCCUGAUUUAUUCGUCGACCUUAAUGAUUGUAGAUGUCAAUGAAUGCCUAUCAUCUCCAUGCGAAAAUAACGCAACAUGUAACAAUACAUUAGGAUUAUUUAACUGUUCCUGUAAACAAGGUUUCGAAGGGGAUGGAUUAAAUUGUUCAGGUAAUAUAGUGCUAUAGCCCUCUUCAAGUUGCGUUCCAAUUAGUCUUCCUGAAGUAUUAAAAAACCCACAUCAUUUAGAUUAGUUUCUGUUAUUAGUUUCACCCUUCCUCACUUAAGAAGUUACACUUUCAGGUAGGUUUUUAUAUUAGGACAUCAGGUCACCUUAAUCUACAAACAUAGCGAUAUAAAAUCUUCAGCAAUGUCUUACCAACUUCUCAUUUUAUUCCAAUUAAUUUAACAGAUCUUCAGAAAUCUUAUAAAAUCUUAUAAAAUCUUUAGAAAUAUUUUACCGUUUUUUUUUGUUUUUUUUGUCUUUUUUUGCCUUGGCAUAGAGACUGUAGUAACACAAUUUACUAACCUCGAAAUUUCUCCCCAACGGCAGGUAUUUUCCGCGGGUGGCGGGUAACGGGUAGCGGGUGACGGGUAGCGGGUAACGGUUAGCGGGUGACAGAUAGCGGGUGACGGGUAGCUCGUGUGUUGCGGAUGGCGGUGGUUCUCGUAGUUCAUAUGUUGAACACAUAGAAUAAUUUUCGCAACCUCGUUCCCAGGGCUUUCGUAUGAGGGCGAGGCGGAGAGACGAGAAAGCCCUGGUCUGGGCCGAUCACGUGACUACCAAAAUAAGGAUAUAUUUGACAGCUACUGGUCAAGGAGUGGCGAUACAUUCUUAACUGGAAAUUAUAAUAUACAAGUCUUCGAAACAAAAAAACAGCUAAAAUCGAUAUUAUUUAUUUGUAGCGAAGUUUGGCACAAAUACCUAUAUUUCUGGAGAUUUUCAACCACAUUGACAGGCAAAGCCAAAGGAAACAUCUGUAUCUCAACAUGAUUUCCAAGUUGCAUCUAGCUAGGCGUCUCAAGUGGUGAUUCACACGAAAUUUGGUUUCUCUCGUCUUUAACAACAUGGCUAUUCCCUUUAAUAUUUGGUUUAAAUAAUUAUGCUCUUAGGUCUGACUUAGUUCGAUAUAAAUAAACACAAAUAUAAAACCUCGGGAUUAAUUACCUGUUUACGCUGCAUGUACAGGAAUAUACGGUUCGCUUCGAUCGCCGGACACCAAUGCUUGCCUACAAAUGUUAUCCCUUUCACAAUCUUUGUUUUAUUUUAUCGUAUAGUCGCAAUUUUCAAGUAUUCGGGGUAUUCUGAAACUGUAAAACUGGGUGUCGUGACUAGCGAAUUUUGUGCAGACUACAUCGGCCUACGGCGUAGAGCUAUUUAGAUAAACAGGGCAUAAAUUAGCAGUUUCAUUUUAUUGUUAGUCUUGUUUUUAUUUGUCAGUAUGGAAUAUUGUAAAAUAAAAAAUUACUACAAUGCAAUACGCGUAAUAUUUCAUCAAACAUCUGCAGUACAUUAUAAUUACUGCACAAGGAAAACUGCGCAGUAGUCUACCGACUAUAAAGUAGACGUUUCUUGUUUUUUCAGGAAACAUCACAGCUUACGUCAACAUAGCUUUUGAGUUUUGUAACCGGCCGAGCCGAAAGUAGCUUAAUCAUGCAGUCGAGAAAACCGAAAACUUCUUACUUUGAAAGAUUAUUUUGCAAAAUACACUCGUACACACAAGAAUCAUAAAAAUACAUAUGUUGAAAUUGUUAUUAUCAACUGUCAAGUUCUGCUAUUUUUAGACAAUAUGGUGUUAGCAAAUCAGAAUGCAAAAUUGACCCGCCCAGACCAGGGCUUUCUCAUCUCUCUGCCUCACCCUCAUACGAAAGCCCUGGGAACGAGGUUGAGUAAAUUAUUCAAUGCCAUGUUCAAGAUGUGAAUUACGAGAACCACCGUCACCCGCUACGCACGCGCGACCCGUCACCCGUCACCCGCUACCCGUCACCCGCAACCCGCCACCCGCGGAAAAUACCUGCCGACUCCCGAACCUCUUUGUUGAAGAAUUAACACGCGAUAAAAUAACUAUUCCGGUAGCAAGUAACCUGAAGUUCAGGCCCUAAUCACAGAAUAGGGCCUGACACAAAACCUAUCUAAACUGUGGGAUUCCCGUCCAUCUGGUGGACGGGAAAUCUGAUUGGUUGAUCAGGAGCAUGAAGGAUUUUGAUUGGUUGCAAAUUCACAUAAAGAACAGUUUUAAAAGUAGCUCGGUCAAGGCGACAAUUAAUAUGAAGGUCAAACGCACAUAACAAAUUCCAUUAUCGAUUUCUUCGAAUUUAUUUAUUUUUAUGCUUCAUGGCAGAAAAUAAUCAAACAAACAGUAUUUUGAAAGGGCUUUAUCAAAAUCGUGGACGAAUUUUGGACAAACGACGCUGAAAGAACAGCCAAACUAGUCAUGUAUUCGAAAGCUUGUUGUUGACAGCCAAGGCCAAGCCGUUCUGCCAACUGACUUCGCCGGUAAAAGUCUUAUUUUUAAUAUCAGGUCCUACCGGCGUUGUUUUCUGAGCUACAUCGCCUUCUUCGUUGUACGAUUGAGAAUUUAAUUGUUGCUGUUGUUAGCCCGUUAUAAUAUACGCGCGUCCAGCAAGUUGAGACCUUGAGAAAGCUUGGCAGUCAAGCCGUGCACAGAACUGACUAAUUAAAUCUCUGUUUGUCGGUUAAAUAGACAAACUGACUCUUAAUUAUAUAAAAGUACCUUGAAUUUUUAAGUUUAAUUAUAAAGCAAAAUGCACACUCUGCUGACAUAUUCAUGAGAAUUAAGUUUUGGGUGUAACGAAAUCUACAACACUUGACAAUCAUAUUGCAUGUUGUGUCUAAAAGCAGAUAUAACAUGUGGGCGUCCCACGGUCUAGACAGGUUUUGUGUCAGGCCCUAUUUCAAAUUAGGGCCUGAACUUCAGGUUAGGUAGCAAGUUAACUAUAAAGUUUAGUAUAUUGUUGCUUUCGUAAUUAAUAAUAUACAUAAAGAUAUUACUCGACUGUGAUUUGUUGAUUUCAGUGCAGUUAAUCCCAAACAGCAGUGAAAUUUUCUGUAAUCACAGUGCAAUUUCCUGUAAUCACAGUGCAAAAAUCUGUAACAAACUGAUCUGAUUGGUGGAAAAACAUUGUGAUGAUUAAAUGAACCAAUCAGUUUAAAGCAAUUUAGUUCAAAGAAGUAACGGUCACAGAUUGCUUCAAAACAAAACAAACAUGGCGCCGCGGUAUACAAAGUAAAAGUUGCCUUCGCGUGGAAAAUAUUGCUUUUAUCUUUAUUUUUAAAUGGAAAAGCAUUUACAUUAAACAAGACCAACAAAAAUUACAUAGUUGAGUGGAAUUUUCAAGCUGUUAGCGUUGUAUAAUGUGAUAUAAAAAAGCCAGGAAAACUUUGCCAGUGGGAUGUUCGCUAAAAACGCGUAAGUUAAAACUACAAUUGUCAACAGGUGGGAAAUUUGUCGUCGCUGACCAAAAAAUCGCGGGCAGAAACAAAGCUCAUGCAUUUACAUUCAAAACAAAGCAGAAAGUUGCAAGAAGCUGUUUUAGCUGACGAUUUUUUGCUUUCCAUUCAACGAUUUACAAAUUAACUGUUAUUCUUAUAAAGUCGAUUAUGAAUUCUUUGUUUUGGGAUGAUUUGUUUUGUAAUCGAGUGAUUGGAAGAAGUGAAUAUGGCGACGUGAACAUGGGAGUAAAUACCGUAUACGUCGAUCUGUGGCUUGUUUAAAACCGUAAUAAACGAAGAAAGACGUGAUAUGAGAAUGAAAUGUAAGUUGAAAUUAACUUUAUAUGCCUCAAAUUUUCCAUUCUAUGUUUCUUAAUGUAACUUCAGCUGUCUAAGUUCAAAAUACAAGCUCGCGAAAUUUGACAAAUUUUGAAAAUAUGUAAAAAUAGCUUGACUUUGAACUGUAGUUUCUCAAAAAUAGCCCGUGGCCUCAAUUUCAAAUAUAGCUAAAUGAAAAGAAAAAACUUUUCGGCGUUUGUAGGUAUCAAACAUAUAGUCAGGAAAAUAGGGGCUCACAAUGUUUUAGCUGAGUCUUUGAGACCCAGUUGCUUCGCACGUGUUGUGGUCAAAUUUUUGCCAAGAAUCAAAGGCCGAAAUGUGAACUUCCUUCAUGAAAACCGGCUUGAGAAGUGUCUAGUUUGGAAAUUUAGCUAUUAAUUUCGAUUUCGUGAGCAUAUUUUGGUUACACGUUAAAUAUUUUUGAAUUUGAUGAGAUUCAAAAUUUGUUGUAUAUUCAAGCCCGGCUUUAGUGUAGUUUUAAUGAUGACCGGAACAGAAAUAAAGAUAUUUUAAAAACUGGCCGUGGCCUCACGUAAAAAUAGGGGAUCAUACAGUUUACGAGGUUGUAAAAUGCAUGAUUUGCCUCUAUUUUCAUGUAAACAUUCGAAAUUUUUCGACAGCAAAGUGGCAACUUUUUCAGAUCGAAUGCACACGGACAGCUCACCAGAGACAAUGGCAGGGUACUGAAAUAGAACGUCACUAAAAAAUUCGGUAUGAUUAAUUUAGAUCAUGUCCAUUUUCAACAUAAAACAGUCAUUUAUUUUGUACAAACAUUUGGCAAUAUUUACACGAUUGUGCCUUUUUGUAAACACGCGUUGCGUGUAUUCCACUCAAUUGCGUGACUCAUUUUGCUCGCGCAUGCUCAGACAAAUUUCCCACCUGUUACAAUUGUCUCGAACAUUUUUAUGUAAAUUGUUAAUAAGUAAUAACUCGUGAGUUUUUCAAAGACCUCAAAUAGCACUCGUCCUUCGGACUCGUGCUAUUUUGAGGUCUUUCAAAAACUCACUCGUGCAUGUUAUAUCCAAAUUGCACUAGAAACCAUGCUAUUACCUAUACAUAUAGCGUGUAUUCUAUUUAUGGCACACUCAUCAGUACAUAUUAAACAACGAUAAUAUAUUGUAUAUUAUGUUGGCGUGCAACUAUUUAGUAAUUUUAAUCAAGUUUAAUUAAAAUGAUCAAUUGUAAAGGUUUCCAAAAGCUUAAAAAAAUUACAAGGGGGUGUUUGUAUUCAAACAUAAGAACUUAUAAACACUAUUUUAUAUUUAUAAUAAUUGCUGAUAUAAAUUUAUAAAAGCUCCGCGAGUAACGCUGAACGUGUUUUCGCGGUUAUCACAAAGGUAAACAAUAGAGCUAUUUAAGGCCAUAAUUUAUGAAUUUUGCACUCCUUCAUAUUCCUUUUCCCGACAAGUUUUAUUGCAAAUAACAUGACUUUAAGUAUUCUACUUUUACCCUAAAAGAGUUUUAGACACCAGGUACGUUGCACUUUUGAGAAUUUUAGUUUGAAUUUUGUACCUAAUCAUUAGUUGUUCGGCGAACGAAAAUAUCUACUUAUUUGUAUGGAGACUGGUAGGCUUAAAAUAAGAUGUCAUUCAAAUUCUUUCACCAUUAUAAACGAAGAACAAUAUGCUUCAAUACGCUGAAAAAUGUUUCUAAUUUGACACGAAAUUUCCCGAGUUAUGAUGCACAAUUUAACACACAUUUGACCGCCGUUUUUGAGGUCAAAUUUCAGUGUCGCUGACGUCCAGACAAAAAUUCGUCUUAAAUAAAAAAAAAGAAAAAUAAUACAGUAAUAUGUAAUAAUACAUGUAAUAAUACAGUAGGAUCAUUUAACUUUUUCUGUAAACAAGGUUUCGAAGGGGAUGUAUUCAAUUGUUCAGGUAAGAUUGUGCUAGCCCUUUUUAAAGUUUCAAUCCAAUCAGUCUUCCUGAAUUAUUAAAAUAAUCACAUUAUAUAGAAUAGUUCCUGUGUAGAAUCAGUUUUUUCUUGUUAAGAAAUGUUAUUUUUAGGUUUGUUUGGAUAUUAGGACAUCAGGUCACCCUAAUCUACAAACAAAGCGACAUAUAAUCUUCAGAAAUGUGUUAGCGACUUCUCAGAUUAUUUUAAUUAAUUUAAAAAAUCUUCAGGAAUCUUAUAAAAUAAUAUAAAUCUGAUAAACUUUUUAAUCGAAUUUACGUUCAAUUAAAUUAAUUAAUUAAUUUAUAGACCAAUUAACACUAAUUAUGUGCUCCUAGUUUAUUCAUCGACAUUAAUGAUUGUAGAUGUCAAUGAAUGCCUAUCAUCUCCAUGCGGAUAUAACCCGCAUCACCAGAAUUAUGCGACAUAUGCGACUGCGAGGCUCACGCACUUUUGUCAGCGUAUCAAGUGUUGCGCAUGAGUAAUUGAAAUAUUUUGUGAUAUACGAUCCGGAGGUUUAUCAAUAUCCCGCGGCUUUCGUCUGGCCUUUGGUCACAUUAGGAUUGCCCAAAACCCGAGAUUUCAGCAGUAUUUAAUGAUAAAAACUUGCGCGUAUGACUUAAGAGCAUGUUAUUAAAGACAAGCAAGAAACGAGCUUCAAAAAAAUAAUUUUAGGAGAAGAAAUUGACCGAAAUCGCACCGAGUUAUGGCCAUGCUAUUGGAAGCAAGACGAAGGUCGAAGUUCAGUUAUCGGUCUUGGAUACUCUAAAGUCUAAACUACCUUUAAAACAAGUUCAACAAGGCAGGGACAAGGGAAGGGAAGAUUAUAUUUCUUCGUUUUUAUAUCAUUCAAAGCCGUAAGAACCUCAUCGAAUGUAGGAAUUUGUAUUGUCUACAACGCGCAGCGAAGCAAUCGUAUUGUAUUAGUAAUACAAUUUACUAUAAAUAUUGGGAAUCAGCCUCGGGUGAUCACUUAGUGUUGCGUGUAGAAUACUGAAUCCCUGACUUAAAUUUUUGUUUGUGCGGGAUGCUCAAAUACUCGGACAUUUUUGAGGUCUUUGGAGUAUUUGCAGUUGGCGCGUUAUUUAAAUUUCGUGGGAAAAUGAAGCAUACCGCUGCCCAGUACAGUACUGAAGUCUCACAAACAUGAAGCCACACAACGGUUUGGUCAGUGGCGAAUAUAUAUUAUUUCAUGCUCCGAACAUAAACAAAACAUCAUGGAGACCAUAAUUUUGAAAACGAGCUUUAAUUUGGUCUUUAAAGUUUUGAAAUACCCCAAAUAUUCGAGAAGUUAUGGCUGUUUCAAUGUGCAAGAUAUUUGCUCUUUUAGCGGAGGAUUUGCGAACGUUUUCGUGUGCGUUGAAAUAUAUUUUACGAGGGACAAACGGGAAUAAGAUAAGCGAACGAAAUAUUUAUAUAUCACGAUACUAGACAUCUUCGAGUCGCAACUUCAAGUUUCGUUUGUAAAUUUUGUCCGUCCAUUUAAUUUUUUUUGCCUGUUUUAUAGUCACUUUUGUCUACUUGACAUGUAUUAUUACAGUCACGGCCUUAUAGAGAACUGAAUUUCAUAAAAUUCGCAGGGGACAAGUCGCGAUUUGUGGUAUACGGUAACUAUUUGGUGGAUAAUAUUCUCCGAUAUUUACUGUAUAAUGUCUUGCUUUCGUUUGUUCCGAUUCACAAACAGUUUAGCUAAUAUUUUAAAUAAUUGUGCAAUUCUAAUACAAUUCCAUAUAAAAAUAUUUUAAUUAAAAGCAAUCGGAUACGUGCGCUUGAGGUGUUGCGCAAUCGCAUGUCGCGUUUUUCUGGCGGCGCAACAUGUAACAAUACAGUAGGUACAUUUAACUGUUCCUGCAUACAAGGUUUCGAAGGGGAUGGAAUAAAUUGUUCAGGUAAGACAGUGCUUUAGCCCUCUUCAAUUGCGUUUCAAUUAGUCUUCCUGAAUUAUUAAAAAAAUGACAAUAUUUAGAUUAGUUUCUGUGUACAAACACCCCUCCUCAGUUAAUAAGAAGUUAAACUUUCAGGUAAGUUUUUAUAUUAGGACAUCAGAAAACCCUAAUCUAAAAACAUAGCGAAAAAUAUUCUUAAGAAAUGUCUUACCAACUUCUCAGUUUAUUUUAAUUAAUUUAAAAAAUUUUCAAGAAUCUUAUCAAAUAUUAAAAAAUCUUCUGAAAUAUUCAAUCGACCUCUCCGUUCAAUUUAAUUCGUGAAUUUAAUUAUAGACUAAUUAACACUAAGUGUGUGCUACUAAUUUAUUCAACGACGUGAAUUACUGUAGAUGUCAAUGAAUGCCUAUUAUCUCCAUGCGGAUAUAACGCAACAUGUAACAAUACAGUAGGAUCAUUUAACUGUUCCUGUAAACAAGGUUUCGAAGGGGAUGGAUUAAAUUGUUCAGGUAAGAUAGUGCUUUAGCCCUCUUCAAUUGCGUUUCAAUUAGUCAUUCUGAAUUAUUAAAAAAAUCACAACAUCUAGAUUAGUUUCUGUGUAGACUCACCCUUCCUCAUUUAAGAAGUUUCAUUUCCAGCUAAGUUUUUAUAUUAGGACAUCAGAUCACGCUAAUCUACAAACAUAGCGACAUAUAAUCUUCAGAAAUGUCUUACCGACUUCUCAGUUUAUUUUCAUUAAUUUACAUAAUCUUCCAGAAUCUUAUAUUAAAAAAUUUCUGAAAUAUUUAAUCGCACUCUCCGUUCAAUUUAAUUCGUGAAUUAAAAUAUAGGCUAAUUAACACUAAUUGUGUGCUCCUAAUUUAUUCAACGAAGUAAAUUUGAUUGUAGAUGUCAAUGAAUGCCUAUCAUCUCCAUGCGGAUAUAACGCAACAUGUAACAAUACAGUAGGAUCAUUUAACUGUUCCUGUAAACAAGGUUUCGAAGGGGAUGGAUUAAAUUGUUCAGGUAAGAUAGUGCUUUAGCCCUCUUCAAUUGCGUUUCAAUUAGUCCUCCUUAAUUAUUAAAGAAAUCACAAUAUUUAGAUUAGUUUCUGUGUAGACUCACCCUUCCUCAUUUAAGAUGUUACAUUUCAAGGUAAGUUUUUAUAUUAGGACAUCAGAUCACCCUAAUCUACAAACAUAGCGACAUAUAAUCUUCAGAAUUGUCUUACCGACUUCUCAGUUUAUUUUCGUUCAUUUAAAAAAUCUUCAAGAAUCUUAUAUUAAAAAAAAUUCUGAAAUAUUUAAUCGACCUCUCCGUUCAAUUUAAUUCGUGAAUUUAAAUAUAGACUAAUGAACACUAAUUGUGUGCUCCUAAUUUAUUCAACGACGUAAAUUUGAUUGUAGAUGUCAAUGAAUGCCUAUCAUCUCCAUGCGGAUAUAACGCAACAUGUAACAAUACAGUAGGAUCAUUUAACUGUUCCUGUAAACAAGGUUUCGAAGGGGAUGGAUUAAAUUGUUCAGGUAAGAUAGUGCUUUAGCCUCUUCAAUUGCGUUUCAAUUAGUCCUCCUUAAUUAUUAAAAACAUCACAAUAUUUAGAUUAGUUUCUGUGUAGAAUCACCCUUCCUCAGUUAAGAAGUUACAUUUUCACGUAAGUUUUUUAUUAGGAUAUCAGAUCACCCUAAUCUACAACAUAGCGACAUAUAAUUUUCAGAAAUGUGUUACCGACAUCUCAGUUUAUUUUAAUUAAUUUGAAAAAUCUUCAAGAAUCUUAUAAAAUAUUAAAAUAUUUUCUGAAAUAUUUAAUCGACCUCUCCGUUCAAUUUAAUUAUUUAAUUUAAUUAUCGACUAAUUAACACUAAUUUUUGCUACUAAUUUAUUCAUCUACAUUGUGGAUUGUAGAUGUCAAUGAAUGCCUAUCAUCUUCAUGCGGAUAUAACGCAACAUGUAACAAUACAGUAGGAUCAUUUAACUGUUCCUGUAAACAAGGUUUCGAAGGGGAUGGAUUAAAUUGUUCAGGUAAGAUAGUGCUUUAGCCCUCUUCAAUUGCGUUUCAAUUAGUCAUUCUGAAUUAUUAAAAAAAUCACAACAUCUAGAUUAGUUUCUGUGUAGACUCACCCUUCCUCAUUUAAGAAGUUUCAUUUCCAGCUAAGUUUUUAUAUUAGGACAUCAGAUCACGCUAAUCUACAAACAUAGCGACAUAUAAUCUUCAGAAAUGUCUUACCGACUUCUCAGUUUAUUUUCAUUAAUUUACAUAAUCUUCCAGAAUCUUAUAUUAAAAAAUUUCUGAAAUAUUUAAUCGCACUCUCCGUUCAAUUUAAUUCGUGAAUUAAAAUAUAGGCUAAUUAACACUAAUUGUGUGUUCCUAAUUUAUUCAACGACGUAAAUUUGAUUGUAGAUGUCAAUGAAUGCCUAUCAUCUCCAUGCGGAUAUAACGCAACAUGUAACAAUACAGUUGGAUCAUUUAACUGUUCCUGUAAACAAGGUUUCGAAGGGGAUGGAUUAAAUUGUUCAGGUAAGAUAGUGCUUUAGCCUCUUCAAUUGCGUUUCAAUUAGUCCUCCUUAAUUAUUAAAAACAUCACAAUAUUUAGAUUAGUUUGUGUGUAGAAUCACCCUUCCUCAGUUAAGAAGUUACAUUUUCACGUAAGAUUUUUAUUAGGAUAUCAGAUCACCCUAAUCUACAACAUAGCGACAUAUAAUUUUCAGAAAUGUGUUACCGACUUCUCAGUUUAUUUUAAUUACCUUAAAACACAUUCAAGAAUCUUUUAAAAUAUUAAAAUAUUUUCUGAAAUAUUUAAUCGACCUCUCCGUUCAAUUUAAUUAUUUAAUUUAAUUAUCGACUAAUUAACACUAAUUUUUGCUACUAAUUUAUUCAUCUACAUUGUGGAUUGUAGAUGUCAAUGAAUGCCUAUCAUCUUCAUGCGGAUAUAACGCAACAUGUAACAAUACAGUAGGAUCAUUUAACUGUUCCUGUAAACAAGGUUUCGAAGGGGAUGGAUUAAAUUGUUCAGGUAAGACGGUGCUUUAGCCCUCUUCAAGUUGCGUUUCAAUUAGUCAUCCUGAAUUAUUAAAAAAAUCACAACAUUUAGAUUAGUUUCUGUGUAGACUAACCCUUCCUCAUCUAAGAAGUUUCAUUUCCAGCUAAGUUUUUAUAUUAGGACAUCAGAUCACGCUAAUCUACAAACAUAGCGACAUAUAAUCUUCAGAAAUGUCUUACCGACUUCUCAGUUUAUUUUCAUUAAUUUACAUAAUCUUCCAGAAUCUUAUAUUAAAAAAUUUCUGAAAUAUUUAAUCGCACUCUCCGUUCAAUUUAAUUCGUGAAUUAAAAUAUAGGCUAAUUAACACUAAUUGUGUGCUCCUAAUUUAUUCAACGAAGUAAAUUUGAUUGUAGAUGUCAAUGAAUGCCUAUCAUCUCCAUGCGGAUAUAACGCAACAUGUAACAAUACAGUAGGAUCAUUUAACUGUUCCUGUAAACAAGGUUUCGAAGGGGAUGGAUUAAAUUGUUCAGGUAAGAUAGUGCUUUAGCCCUCUUCAAUUGCGUUUCAAUUAGUCCUCCUUAAUUAUUAAAGAAAUCACAAUAUUUAGAUUAGUUUCUGUGUAGACUCACCCUUCCUCAUUUAAGAUGUUACAUUUCAAGGUAAGUUUUUAUAUUAGGACAUCAGAUCACCCUAAUCUACAAACAUAGCGACAUAUAAUCUUCAGAAUUGUCUUACCGACUUCUCAGUUUAUUUUCGUUCAUUUAAUUAAAAAAUCUUCAAGAAUCUUAUAUUAAAAAAAAUUCUGAAAUAUUUAAUCGACCUCUCCGUUCAAUUUAAUUCGUGAAUUUAAAUAUAGACUAAUGAACACUAAUUGUGUGCUCCUAAUUUAUUCAACGACGUAAAUUUGAUUGUAGAUGUCAAUGAAUGCCUAUCAUCUCCAUGCGGAUAUAACGCAACAUGUAACAAUACAGUAGGAUCAUUUAACUGUUCCUGUAAACAAGGUUUCGAAGGGGAUGGAUUAAAUUGUUCCGGUAAGAUAGUGCUUUAGCCUCUUCAAUUGCGUUUCAAUUAGUCCUCCUUAAUUAUUAAAAACAUCACAAUAUUUAGAUUAGUUUCUGUGUAGAAUCACCCUUCCUCAGUUAAGAAGUUACAUUUUCACGUAAGUUUUUUAUUAGGAUAUCAGAUCACCCUAAUCUACAACAUAGCGACAUAUAAUUUUCAGAAAUGUGUUACCGACAUCUCAGUUUAUUUUAAUUAAUUUGAAAAAUCUUCAAGAAUCUUAUAAAAUAUUAAAAUAUUUUCUGAAAUAUUUAAUCGACCUCUCCGUUCAAUUUAAUUAUUUAAUUUAAUUAUCGACUAAUUAACACUAAUUUUUGCUACUAAUUUAUUCAUCUACAUUGUGGAUUGUAGAUGUCAAUGAAUGCCUAUCAUCUUCAUGCGGAUAUAACGCAACAUGUAACAAUACAGUAGGAUCAUUUAACUGUUCCUGUAAACAAGGUUUCGAAGGGGAUGGAUUAAAUUGUUCAGGUAAGACGGUGCUUUAGCCCUCUUCAAGUUGCGUUUCAAUUAGUCAUUCUGAAUUAUUAAAAAAAUCACAACAUCUAGAUUAGUUUCUGUGUAGACUCACCCUUCCUCAUUUAAGAAGUUUCAUUUCCAGCUAAGUUUUUAUAUUAGGACAUCAGAUCACGCUAAUCUACAAACAUAGCGACAUAUAAUCUUCAGAAAUGUCUUACCGACUUCUCAGUUUAUUUUCAUUAAUUUACAUAAUCUUCCAGAAUCUUAUAUUAAAAAAUUUCUGAAAUAUUUAAUCGCACUCUCCGUUCAAUUUAAUUCGUGAAUUAAAAUAUAGGCUAAUUAACACUAAUUGUGUGUUCCUAAUUUAUUCAACGACGUAAAUUUGAUUGUAGAUGUCAAUGAAUGCCUAUCAUCUCCAUGCGGAUAUAACGCAACAUGUAACAAUACAGUUGGAUCAUUUAACUGUUCCUGUAAACAAGGUUUCGAAGGGGAUGGAUUAAAUUGUUCAGGUAAGAUAGUGCUUUAGCCUCUUCAAUUGCGUUUCAAUUAGUCCUCCUUAAUUAUUAAAAACAUCACAAUAUUUAGAUUAGUUUGUGUGUAGAAUCACCCUUCCUCAGUUAAGAAGUUACAUUUUCACGUAAGAUUUUUAUUAGGAUAUCAGAUCACCCUAAUCUACAACAUAGCGACAUAUAAUUUUCAGAAAUGUGUUACCGACUUCUCAGUUUAUUUUAAUUAACUUAAAACACAUUCAAGAAUCUUAUAAAAUAUUAAAAUAUUUUCUGAAAUAUUUAAUCGACCUCUCCGUUCAAUUUAAUUAUUUAAUUUAAUUAUCGACUAAUUAACACUAAUUGUUGCUACUAAUUUAUUCAUCGACAUUGUGGAUUGUAGAUGUCAAUGAAUGCCUAUCAUCUUCAUGCGGAUAUAACGCAACAUGUAACAAUACAGUAGGAUCAUUUAACUGUUCCUGUAAACAAGGUUUCGAAGGGGAUGGAUUAAAUUGUUCAGGUAAGACAGUGCUUUAGCCCUCUUCAAGUUGCGUUUCAAUUAGUCAUCCUGAAUUAUUAAAAAAAUCACAACAUUUAGAUUAGUUUCUGUGUAGACUAACCCUUCCUCAUCUAAGAAGUUACAUUUCCAGGUAAGUUUUUAUAUUAGGACAUCAGAUCACCCUAAUCUAGAAACAUAGCGACAUAUAAUCUUCAGAAAUGUCUUACCGACCUCUCAGUUUAUUUUCAUUAAUUUAAAAAAUCUUCAAGAAUCUUAUAUUAAAAAAUUUCUGAAAUAUUUAAUCGAACUCUCCGGUCAAUUUAAUUCGUGAAUUUAAAUAUAGGCUAAUUAACACUAAUUGUGUGCUCCUAAUUUAUUCAACGACGUAAAUUUGAUUGUAGAUGUCAAUGAAUGCCUAUCAUCUCCAUGCGGAUAUAACGCAACAUGUAACAACACAGUAGGAUCAUUUAACUGUUCCUGUAAACAAGGUUUCGAAGGGGAUGGAUUAAAUUGUUCAGGUAAGAUAGUGCUUUAGCCUUCUUCAAUUGUGUUUCAAUUAGUCCUCCUUAAUUAUUAAAAAAAUCACAAUAUUUAGAUUAGUUUCUGUGUAGAAGCACCCUUCCUCAGUUAAGAAGUUACAUUUUCACGUAAGUUUUUUAUUAGGAGAUCAGAUCACCCUAAUCUACAAACAUAGCGACAUAUAAUCUUCAGAAAUGUCUUACCGACAAUCCAUCAGUCAAUCAAUCAAAAUAUUUAAUCAAGAUACCUACGAGCUAUAUACAGGAGGUAGGUUUUUGCAGGAGGAACGGAAGGUUAACCCUAUAUAAGAACCCCUAGAAAGGAUUAGUAGAUAAAAAGUGUUAAUAGUAUGUACGUUAAUGAGUGUAUAUUAGUAAGCUAAGAUAGACAUAUUAGUAUAUUAGUAAAUUAGUAAAUUAGCAAAUUAGUAAAUAUUCAGGUGGCGCUUGAGUUCCUGCUUAAACUAUGAAAACUAUUCGCUUCGACGACGCUCAGAGAAGCAAAGCGUUCCAUGCAGUGACUAUUCUGACAAAAAAAGAAUACUUAUAAGAGUUAACUCUAGAAAGCUUGGUGUAUAGAGUAUAUUUGUGAUUUGAUCUGGUUUUCCUCGAUUUCUUAUAUUCAAAAACUUCAUCGAAGUUUAUACCAUUUAGGCCAAAAACUGUUUUAUAGCACUCUGUGAGAGAUAAAUACUCUCUGCGUUUUUCCAAAGUAUUCCAUUUUAGUAAGACACAACGAUCUGGGUAGGACAUCUCUCCCCUCUUCUGUUUAAGUGCUAUCCGCGAUGCUCUUCUCUGAACGGAUUCGAGAGCCUUGAUAUCCUUGGAUAAGUGUGGCGACCAGACUGGUGCGGAAUAUUCCAGUACAGGUCUAACCAAUUAGGCUUUGUACAAUAAUGUGAAUGUUGCUAAGUUUGAUGAUCCAACGGUUCGCUUAACCAGACCUAGCAUUCGGUUUGCUUUACUAGUUAUAUUAUGAACAUGAGAUGACCAAGCUAGGUUAUGCAUAUGUGUCAUCAUAAUACCUAGGUCUUUAAAUUCGUCUGUUACUUCAAGUUUCUUAUCUGACAGAUAGUAUUCAGGUAGAGAGAGGUCUUUUGAAUGGAUUAUUCGCAUUACUUCGUAUUUCUCAAAGUUGAAGAUUAGUUGCCAAUUUUCAGUCCAAUUUCUCAUACGGUCUAAAUCAGAUUGCAAAAUACUAGUAUCGGCAAAUUUGUCGACUAAUUUUCGGUAAACUUUUGUGUCAUCUGCGAAGAGCUUAAUCGUGCUUUGGAUUGCCGGGGGUAUAGGUCGUUUAUAUAAAUGAGAAACAAUAUUGGACCUAAAAUUGUUCCCUGCGGUACCCCUGAUUUAACUGGGGACCAGUUUGACUGCGAGCCACGUACGAUAACACGCUGAUAGCGGUCCGUGAGGAAGUAUCUGAACCAAUCGAGCAGUGCCCCACCGAUACCGUGUGUUUCAAUUUGUAUAGUAAGCGCUCGUGUGGCACACUGUCAAAAGCUUUACAAAAGUCCAUAAUAAUUAUUACAACAUCAGUGGGAGUAGCUUCGUGUCUAGAUUUAGCCCAGUCAUUGAAACAUAGAAGCAGUUGGGAUAGUGUAGAUUUAUUCGCUUGGAAACCGAAUUGAUGUUCUCAAAAAAUAUGUCGAUCUAUAGCCAGAAUUUUACACAUCUGUCUUGAACGAUCUUCUCGGCGACUUUUGAAAUGACUGACGUUAGAGAGAUUUGGCGAUAAUUUUCUUUCAUAGAUUUCGACUUUCGUUUAUGUACAGGGGCGAUAUUUCCAAUCUUCCAAUCAUACGGAAGUUUACCAGUGGAAAAGGACUCGUUUAAAAUAGUUGUUAGGGAAGGUACAAGCUGUGUGCAACAUUGUUUCAAAACAUGUGGAGAAAUAUCGUCUGGACCAGGAGACUUGUUUACAUUCAACUGUUUCAGGUGACGUUCAACUUCCGCAACGGUGCAUUUGAUGUUAGUUAAACUAUUCUUUGUCCUUCGUAUCAUUGACGGAAAGUUUUCUAAAGUUUCCUCGGUAAACACUGAUGAAAAAUAAUUAUUCAUACUCUCCGCAAUUUCACUGUCAUUUGUAAUCUCUCCAUCCUGUGUUCUUAAUAAUAUUAGAUUCUUUGUUCCCUUCCGCUUAGAAUUUACAUAUCUCCAAAACGGUUUCGCAUCAUUGCUCGAAAACAGUUUCGCAUCAUUGCUCGCACAGACUUCUCAGUUUAUUUCCAUUAAUUUAAAAAAUCUUCAAGAGUCUUUUAUUAAAAAAAUUCUGAAAUAUUUAAUCGAACUCUCCGUUCAAUUUAAUUCGUGAAUUUAAAUAUAGACUAAUUAACACUAAUUGUGUGCUCCUAAUUUAUUCAACGACGUAAAUUUGAUUGUAGAUGUCAAUGAAUGCCUAUCAUCUCCAUGCGGAUAUAACGCAACAUGUAACAAUAUAGUAGGAUCAUUUAACUGUUCCUGUAAACAAGGUUUCGAAGGGGAUGGAUUAAAUUGUUCAGGUAAGAUAGUGCUUUAGCCUCUUCAAUUGCGUUUCAAUUAGUCCUCCUUAAUUAUUAAAAACAUCACAAUAUUUAGAUUAGUUUCUGUGUAGAAUCACCCUUCCUCAGUUAAGAAGUUACAUUUUCACGUAAGUUUUUUAUUAGGAUAUCAGAUCACCCUAAUCUACAACAUAGCGACAUAUAAUUUUCAGAAAUGUGUUACCGACUUCUCAGUUUAUUUUAAUUAAUUUAAAAACCUUUUAGAAUCUUAUAAAAUAUUAAAACAUUUUCUGAAAUAUUUAAUCGACUUCUCCGUUCAAUUAAAUUUAAUUAGUUAAUUUAAUUAUCGACUAAUUAACACUAAUUGUGUGCUCUUAAUUUAUUCAACGACGUUAAUGAUUGUAGAUGUCAAUGAAUGCCUAUCAUCUCCAUGCGGAUAUAACGCAACAUGUCACAAUACAGUAGGAUCAUUUAACUGUUCCUGUAAACAAGGUUUCGAAGGGGAUGGAUUAAGUUGUUCAGGUAAGAUAGUACUUUAGCCCUUUUCAAUUGCGUUUCAAUUAGUCCUCCUUAAUUAUUAAAAAAAUCACAAUACUUAGAUCCGUUUCUGUGUAGAAUCACCCUUCCUCAGUUAAGAAGUUACAUUUUCACGUAAGUUUUUUAUUAGGAUAUCAGAUCACCCUAAUCUACAACAUAGCGACAUACAAUUUUCAGAAAUAUGUUACCGAUUUCUCAGUUAAUUUUAAUUAAUUUAAAAAACCUUCAAGAAACUUAUAAAAUAUUAAAAUAUUUUCUGAAAUAUUUAAUCGACCUCUCCGUUCAAUUUAAUUAUUUAAUUUAAUUAUCGACUAAUUAACACUAAUUGUGUGUUACUAAUUAAUUCAUCGACAUUAAUGAUUGUAGAUGUCAAUGAAUGCCUAUCAUCUCCAUGCGGAUAUAACGCAACAUGUAACAAUACAGUAGGAUCAUUUAACUGUUCCUGUAAACAAGGUUUCGAAGGGGAUGGAUUAAAUUGUUCAGGUAAGAUAGUGCUUUAGCCUCUUCAAUUGCGUUUCAAUUAGUCCUCCUUAAUUAUUAAAAACAUCACAAUAUUUAGAUUAGUUUCUGUGUAGAAUCACCCUUCCUUAGUUAAGAAGUUACAUUUUCAGGUAAGUUUUUAUAUUAGGAUAUCAGAUCACCCUAAUCUACAAACAUAGCGACAUAUAAUCUUCGGAAAUGUCUUACCGACUUCUCAGUUUAUUCUAAUUAAUUCAAAAGAUUUUCAAAAAUCUUAUAAAAUCUUAUAAAAUCUUCAGAAUUUUUUUAUCGACAUCUCCGUUUAAUAUAAUUUAAUUUGUUAAUUUAAUUAUAGACCAAUUAACACUAAUUGUGUUCUCUUAAUUUAUUCAUUGACUUUAAUGAUUGUAGAUGUCGAUGAAUGCUUAUCAUCUCCAUGCGGAUAUAACGCAACAUGUAAUAAUACAGUAGGAUCAUUUAACUGUUCCUGUAAUCAUGGUUUCGAAGGGAAUGGAUUCAAUUGUUCAGGUAAGAUAGUGCUUUAGCCCUCUUCAAGUUGCUUUUGAAUUAGUCUUCCUGAAUUAUUAAAAAAUCAGUACAUUUAGAUUAGUUUCUGUGUAGACUCACCCUUUCUCAGUUAAGAAGUUACAUUUUCAGGUAAGUUUUUAUAUUAGGAGAUCAGAUUACCCUAAUAUUCGAGCAUAGCGAUAUAAAAUCUUCAGAAAUGUUUUACUGACUUCUAAGUUUAUUCUAAUGAAUUUAAAAAUCUCCAGAAAUUUUAUAAAAUCUUAUAAAAUGGUCAGAAACGUUUUACCGACUUUUCAAUUUAAUUAAAUUAAUAAUUAACGAUCAAUUAACAAUAAUAUGCUCCUGAUUUAUUCACCGACAUUAAUGAUUGUAGACGUCAUUGAAUGCCUGUCAUUUCCAUGCGGAAAUAACGCAACAUGUGAUAAUACAGAAGGAUCAUUUAACUGUUUCUGUAAACAAGGUUUCGAAGGGGAUGGAUUCAAUUGUUCAGGUAAGAUUGUUCUAGCCCGUUUUAAAAUUUCAAUCUAAUCAGUCUGGCUCAAUUAUUAAAAAAAUCACAUCAUUUAGAUUAUAUAUAUAUAUAUAUAUAUAUAUAUAUAUAUAUAUAUAUAUAUAUAUAUAUAUAUAUAUAUAUAUAUAUAUAUAUAUAUAUAUAUAUAUAGAAAGACACAAAAACUUAGCAAGCUUUGUUUGGCAUAUUUAUUACUAUACAGUUUCGUACCACGUAAAUAACGUGGCACUCUUCAGAUAAAAUAACCUAUGUUUGACCUAUAGUUUCUUAACGAACUUUUUAAAUAUGUACAGAUGGUAUAAAGGACGCUUAUCUAAUUACAAAUCAAUUAACACCUCAACUAGUCACGAAAAUAUUAGUAUCAAGUUAUAAAGUUUCUAAGUAGAAAUUAAUUAGCGUGUCUACACGUGGAGACACGCUAAUAAAUUUCUACUUAGAAACUUUAUAACUUGAUACUAAUAUUUUCGUGACACUAUACUUGAGGUGUUAAUUGAUUUGUAAUUAGAUAAGCGUCCUUUGUAUCAUCUGUACAUAUUUAAAAAGUUCGUUAAGAAGCUAUAGGUCAAACAUAGGCUAUUUUAUCUGAAGAGUGCCACGUUAUUUACGUGGUACGAAACUGUAUAGUAAUAAAUAUACCAAACAAAGCUUGCUAAGUUUUUGUGUCUUUCUAUUAUGCUCUGGUUAUCCAUUGAGCACUCUAUCAUUGGUUUUUAUAACCUACACAUACUAUUUAUAUAUAUAUAUAUAUAUAUAUAUAUAUAUAUAUAUAUAUAUAUAUAUAUAUAUAUAUAUAUACAAAUUGGUUUUCUCCUUCUGCCAUAUAGUGCUCUACACCAAAGUGGAGCUAAGUUAAAAUUAAAAUUAAAGAUUAAAACCUAAGAAUGUUCAUUAAAAAUUGAAAAGCACUACAGUUCUGUUUCGAGAGGCCCUUUCUAGAUCCUCUCUCUUCAGGUGCAUGAUCAGAUUACACUAAAAUAUCCCAUUUAUAUACCGAUCGUUCAUAGUCAUAAAGCCUAACCGUUUUUAAUUAAAAAUUUGUUUGCAUGACGGCAUGCACUAGCCAGUUCGUUUCUUUUGUUUAGAGUACAAGUUUCCGGUUUACAAAUGAUGAAAUAUUUUUCCAUUAUACAUAAAUUACAUUUUUUCCCAAUAUUUGAAUACGGAUUUGCACGGGCCAUUAUUUUCCAGUCUACAGCGUAUCUAAUGUUAUUGUCUUUUAGGGACCAAAUGUGCUUGCUUAACUCUGUGGAGUUUCUCUUGUUGUUGUCACGGAAUGAACACGUGUGAUUGUUAAAUCGUGUUUUGAACCGAUCCCCAGUAAGGCCGAUGUAUGUUUCCUUUGUAUCGUUGGUUUUCACAGUGGCUUGGUAAAUGACAUUGUUGCUUAGGCAUUCUCCUUUUAGCGGACAAUCUGGUUUCGAUCUACAAUUACACAUUCUUUCGGAUUGUUGUGGGUUUUCUCUGAGGAUAGAUUUGUUGUGGGUAUUGAUUUUUCUUUCUAAAUUAGGCAUGCACGAGUAACUUAUUUUCAAUGUGUUUUUAUUAAAUAUUUUUUGCAGUGGGUGCCCGCUCUUGAAGGAUUCUUUCACAAUGUUUCUAAACUUGCGUCCUACAUUUGUGGCGACAUUUUUGCUAAAUGGGGGAUUAUACCAUGUAAUAUUCCUGCGCCUAGAUCUUCUCUCUGUAGCUUGGUUGUUGGUUGCUUCAUAUUUUAGGUCAUAGUUAUAGCCGCUUUUUUCUAAUGCAUGUUGGUAUUCGGGUGAUGCUUUGUCAAAUGAUUCCUUGUUUGAGGAAAGUUCGUUGAGCCUUUUGUUGAUUGCUAGAGGGAUGUUUUUUAUAAUGCUUGGUGGGUGAUUGCUCUCAUUGUGAACAUAGAGUGGCUUAUUGUUGGGUUUGAGAUACGAUUCGUGGGUUCCUUUGUUAAGGUCCAAGGUUACGUCCAGGAAAUUAACGAUCUUUUUGUUGGCAUCAAUUUUUAUUUUCAAACCAUUGUCCUUGAACACUUUGCAAAUCUGUUUCUUGAAUCUUUCGAGGCAUUGAGGUGAAUUUUCAAAUGCUCCCAGGCCAUCAUCUCUAUACAGGCCAACUUGAUUUCUAAUGGUCUCGGGAAGCUGGUGUAGUAAGUACGAUCCCACUAAUUCACACGUUUCUGCGCCAUCAAACGAGCCCAUCGUGACAUCGAAUGAGUUUGAUGAAUUCUUUUUGGUCCAUGCGAUGUUGCCGUUGUAUAGGAGAGAUUGCUUUGCAUGCCAUAUUAUUUCUUUCUCUUGGGCUGGAAUAUCUGUGUGUGCUUCUGCGAAUUUGAGAGCGUCCUCGAGUAGUUUAGAUGAGAUUGAGGGAUAGAAAUUUACAAUGUCGAAUGUAAUAAACGAGUGCCGCUCUUUUCCGGUGAUGCUGUUAAACCAAUUUAAAGUGUCUUUAGUGCUCUUCCAUUGUUUCACGCCUGUUUUGUUAAUAAUGUCUUUGUUUAUUCUGUCGAGGAUACAUUUGCUCACUUUGCCUAUUUCAGACUUCGUUGGAUUUAUUAGACGGCAAGUUGGGUUAUUCGAGAAGUUGUCUUUAUGAUCCUUCAAGGAGAUAAAAGCUUCAUUUUGAGCUAACGUUUCGAUUCUAUCGCUUAGGUUUAAAUUUCGAGCUAUGUCUUUCGCCUUGUUGUUGAUCUCGCUCACUGUGUCUACGGGUGCCUUCUUGUAUUCUUUCUCUAUGUUCUUUUUUAAUAAUGAUUUAUAAUUGUCGGUGGUCAUUCUGUAGAAGUUUGUAGUCUUAUCCGCUGGUAUAUAUAAGUUGGCGUCUUUAUUGAUUGCUUCCGUGUGUUCGGACAGUUUGCGUUGGAACUCCGAGGGCCUAGGUGUUCUGAAUUCGAUGUUAUGGAUCAUAUUGGUCAUCUUGGUUUCAAACUCGUUUAGCUCGGGUACUUGUGGUGGGGUUUUCUUCGAUUUGAAUCCAUAAGUUUGCUGUUCGUUGUUUGUUGUAGAUGGUUUUAGGAAGUGGUAGGCACGCCAUCGCAUUCUGUUGAUCAGUUUGCCAGUCAUUUCAAUCAGCCUUUUGUGGUAUUCUUUAUUAGUCGGUAUUGGGAUAUUUUUCGUCGAACAAUCAAAGUUUAUCCUUUGCAUAUCGGCUUUUUGGAAAUAUAGUGCUCAACUUGAGGAGCGUGUAAAUACAAAUUGGUUUUCUCCUUCUGAUGAUGAAGAUCUAGACGAAGAUCUACAGAGAGAAGAUCUAGACGCAGGAAUAUUACAUGGUAUAAUCCCCCAUUUAGCAAAAAUGUCGCCACAAAUGGAGGACGCUAGGAUCUAG
Paramuricea clavata is the source of this 26571-nucleotide messenger RNA. The record is from the annotation of a GenBank genome assembly. NCBI's taxonomy places the organism in Eukaryota, Metazoa, Cnidaria, Anthozoa, Malacalcyonacea, Plexauridae.